AUGCAGAAUGAACUUUUGGAUCAAGUACAAGAUGCAUCAACUUAUAUCACAUACAUAAACACCCUCACUUCACCAGAUCAAGAAAUAGAUAGGUUUCUUGAACAAAUAAAAUCGUUAAGAUCCUGUAUAAAUCCAACCUUGCAAUAUUGUUCACUUCAAAAUUUCCUAAAUGCUUUGCUUGUAUUAACUUAUCCUGGUCUAAUAUCCUAUGAAAUAAUAACAAUAACUUUAAACAUACUACUAGAUAAUGACGAUAAAAUUGACUCGAACUUAAAAGAGGAAUUGCCAAUUUUGAACGAAAUAUCAUUAUUGAAGACAGCACAAGAUAUACAGCAAGAAUCAACAUUUAAGGCUCAGUCGUUAGGAUUUCAUUCAAUUUCCAAUUUAUCAUCAAAUAAUGAGAUCAAAACAAAUUUUAUCAAGUCCAAGAUAUUGCAGUUGAGUAAAUUUCACAAUGAUAUCAAUGAAUUGAGUGGAUUGUUCAACGAUAGUAAUCAAGAAUUAAAGGACUGGCAGAAAUAUAUUGUAGAACCUUAUGGAUUUUAUUGGACACACUAUGGAAAGUUAUACCCGAAUGAAGCCAUCUCGUUCAACCUGUACCUACUUUUAGGAUCUUUAGAAGAAAAAUUUAAUGUAUUCAUAAAUCCUAUUGACAGAAAUCAAAUACAAACUUUGGAACAGUGGUUGAAAAGCACCGCAAUUCCAUUAUUAUCAUACUACGAUGAAAACCUCGAGCCGUUGCAAAAUUGGAUGUUUCAUCAAGCUCAUGAAGGAUCAAAUUUGAGGAAAUAUGGUAUUUGGAAUAUUUGCAUUAGAUUGAUGUCAGAGAAUUUUGAUAACUCCAAAUUAAAGUCAGUGAUUAGAGAAUAUUUAGCAUCUUGCUAUUAUUAUGCUUUAACUGAAGAUCUGAAUGUGUCAUCGAUGGAAUUAACAAAAACUUAUGAUACUAUAUUGGCAACAUUAAACGUGAUUGGAUUUAAUAAAGACUCACAAUCAUCAUCAACCCCACCACUGAUAAAAUUUGAAGACAUUCAAAAUUAUGAGACUUUCGAAGAGUUUCUAUCGAAAAAUAAUCUCCUAUCACCACUAUUUGAACCUAGUCAAAUCUAUUUCUUAUAUGACGCAAUAACCAGUUGUCAAAAGUUAUAUCCAAUUAAUAAAUUAACUUUAAAACAAUAUUUGUUAUACAAGUUUGGGAUAAAUGAUAACGAUGUACAGAGAGAAAUAAGCAAAAUAACCAGUAACAUAACUUUAACCAAUUGGGAGCAAUUAGUCAAUCUGGUCGAGUUGUUUAAGUCUGAGUUCAUUCCUAGUUCAAAGUCAUCCUCAUUUGAUUGCAUUUUGCUAGAGCGACUACUCAUAGCAAACUUAUUCGAACCAAUAAAUCAAUUGAUUGAAAACAAAAAGAUUAAUAUUUCCUCGAAAGAGAUAUUUGAUAUCACAUUAGAAAAACUUUGGGAUUCCAUUGAUCAAGCAACCAAUUUGAAUGACAAAAUUGGACAUCUACAUCAUGCUAAACUAUGUGUUGAUAUAAUUGAUAAUUUGAAUCAAGAUUUAGGCAAAGAACAACGAGAAGAAAUUAUUAAAUUGAAACGUUUAUUUAAAGCUAUGCACUCAAUGAAAAAUUUUAAAAUUGUUGUUGAAAAAAAUAGGCCAUUUACUCCAAAGCAAUUGUUACAGUAUUCUGGUAAUCUUGAAGAUGACAAAAAUUGUAUGAAAUUGAUCAACAUAAUAUUGGAGCAGAACCCAAAAUCAUAUUUAGCCUUUGAAAAGCUAUUUAGAAUUUUACAUGAUUUAUUAUUCUAUUUCAACAACCAAAAUCAACAGGAUGAGGGUGAAGAAGGAUCAGGAUUUUUUUUCAAUAAAUUAAAAACAGCAUGCAUUGAAAGCUCGUUGGUUGACAACAAUUUUCAAUUCGCUUACAAUCAGAGUCUUGAACUAUUCGAACAUUUUAAAGAGACCAAUAAACAAAAACAAUUCGAAAAUUUUUGGUUAACUUUUUAUCAAGUUGGAAAGUUUGUCUCACCAGAUUGGUUUGAAUCGGAUAAUGAGUUGGAGAAGUUAGAGAUCCUAAUAAAGCAGCGGGAAAUUUUGUCUUUAACUAUGCUGGAGUUGAAUUGUGGUGAGAAUAUUAAAAUUGUUUUGGAUCAAUGGUCCAAUGUGAAUAAACAAAUAGAGAAUCAAAAUUAUAGCAAGAAGUUAGAAGAUAUAAAGACUUUCAAGCAAGAUCAAAAUAACAACGACAUAGGUUAUAAUCUUCAACAACCAAUGAAUAAUUUAGCUAAAGAAAUUAUUAAUGAUGCUGCUAGUACCACUAACAAUGCAAGUGAAAAAAUUUCGAAUUUGUUUGUUUCAGGUUUAGGUUGGGCUAUCGGUGCUAAAAAGUAG
This is a messenger RNA of Lodderomyces pseudojiufengensis, 2388 nucleotides long. RefSeq lists its product as uncharacterized. The record is from RefSeq and is a predicted model, not a curated record. Gene Ontology annotation, biological process: retrograde vesicle-mediated transport, Golgi to endoplasmic reticulum. The coding region runs from base 1 to 2388 and encodes 795 amino acids. The transcript has a single exon. NCBI's taxonomy places the organism in Eukaryota, Fungi, Ascomycota, Pichiomycetes, Serinales, Debaryomycetaceae.